AUGGUUUUAGAAAGUGUAUCCAGGAUAAUUAAAGUCCAGCUUCCGGCCUAUCUCAAGAGGCUCCCGCUCCCGGAGUCUAUCGGUGGAUUUGCACGAUUGACAGGAUCUGACCCAGCAUGGAUCAAGACAGUUUCAGAGUGGCUUCGCUUGCUGCCCCUUCUGGGUAUUUUGGCAUUGUUGGGAUAUCUCACCAUUCGACCUUUCCUACCAAAGAAGAAAAAGCAAAGGGACAGUUUGAUCAACCUUAAAAUACAGAAAGAAAACCCUAAAGUGGUAAAUGAGAUCGACAUUGAGGAUUUAAAUAGUGCAAAUGUGUGUUACUGUCGCUGCUGGCGCUCUAAAACGUUUCCUGUGUGUGAUAAGUCACACUUAAAGCACAAUGAGCUGACUGGGGACAACAUCUUCUUUUUGAAGCAAUCUUUGUACGUUAUCAUGUGCAAGGCACUCGCAGGAGGCCAGUCGCUGUGCUGGUUCAUAUGGCACUAA
Molecule: messenger RNA, 486 nt
Organism: Knipowitschia caucasica
Lineage: Eukaryota; Metazoa; Chordata; Actinopteri; Gobiiformes; Gobiidae
Source: the annotation of a GenBank genome assembly